This is a messenger RNA of Lates calcarifer (barramundi perch), 1034 nucleotides long. RefSeq names its product troponin T type 1 (skeletal, slow) (gene tnnt1). The record is from RefSeq and is a predicted model, not a curated record. Gene Ontology annotation, biological process: sarcomere organization; regulation of muscle contraction; slow-twitch skeletal muscle fiber contraction. Gene Ontology annotation, cellular component: troponin complex. Gene Ontology annotation, molecular function: troponin T binding; tropomyosin binding. Lineage: Eukaryota; Metazoa; Chordata; Actinopteri; Centropomidae. Bases 16 to 855 code for a protein of 279 amino acids. The transcript is spliced from 12 exons.
CAAUGAACAAUAUCUAUGAAGAUUUAUAGACAUCAAACUAAAUUCUGGAUCUCCUUUCUGCCAGAGGCCGAGGAGGAGCAGGAGGCUGAGCCUGAGCAGGAGGAAGAAACUGAGCAGGUGGAGGAAGAUGGAGGAGAGCAGCAAGAGUACCAAGAUCAAGAUGCCCAGGAGGAAGAGGAGGAACGCCCCAAACCCAAGCCUAUGGUGCCUCAACUUGCUCCUCCAAAGAUUCCUGAGGGAGAAAGGGUGGAUUUUGAUGAUAUCCACAGAAAACGCAUGGAGAAGGACUUACUGGAGCUGCACACUCUGAUCGAUGUCCACUUUGAGCAGAGAAAGAAGGAUGAGGAAGAACUUAUUGGCCUCAAAGAACGGAUCGAGCGCCGCCGCUCAGAGAGAGCUGAAAUCCAGAGGGUUAGAGCAGAGAAGGAGAAGGACAGACAGAACAGGAUUGCGGAGGAGCGUCACAGAAAAGAGGAAGAGGAGGCCAAGAGGAAGGCUGACGAUGAGGCCAAGAAGAAGAAAGUGCUAUCUGGCAUGGGUGCAAACUUUGGAGGCUUCCUGGCCAAGGCUGAGUCGAGGAGGGGCAAGCGUCUGACAGGCAGAGAGAUCAAGAAGAAGACUCUGGCUGAGAGACGGCAGCCACUGGGCAUCGACAAUAUGAGAGAGGAUGCGCUUAGGCAACGGGCCCAAGAGAUGUGGAACUGGAUCUACCAGCUGGAGUCUGAGAAGUUUGACUUCAUGGAGCACAUGAAACACCAGAAAUAUGAGAUCAUUGUGCUGCUGAACAGAAUCCAACAUGCUCAGAAAUUUAAAAAAGGCCAUGGCAAAGGGAAGGUGGGCGGCCGCUGGAAGUAAAGGAGGAAAUUUUGAAAAAGAGAAAACAAAGACAUACUGAUUAAAUAAAGAGUAACAGUAUUGAAAUGGAGGAAUGGCAUGUGGUCGCCAGAGCCACUCCUUAGGCUUUCCCUGUAUGUGUGAAGGAUAUUGAAUGUUUCUUGAUAUGAUGUAUUGAUAAUAAAAUGACAUGCACUCGA